Messenger RNA from Galleria mellonella (greater wax moth), 1546 nucleotides. It is a transcript of the gene SOCS6, whose product is annotated as suppressor of cytokine signaling 4-like. Gene Ontology annotation, biological process: intracellular signal transduction; phosphatidylinositol phosphate biosynthetic process. The record is from RefSeq and is a predicted model, not a curated record. Gene Ontology annotation, molecular function: 1-phosphatidylinositol-3-kinase regulator activity. Lineage: Eukaryota; Metazoa; Arthropoda; Insecta; Lepidoptera; Pyralidae. The transcript has 3 exons. The coding region runs from base 454 to 1383 and encodes 309 amino acids. Gene Ontology annotation, cellular component: phosphatidylinositol 3-kinase complex.
UUUGGUUAUUGUAAUAUAAUAAUAAUAAAUCGUCUCAUUAUAAUAACUAGUUUUUGCAUAUUUAUCCCAGAAGGAGCAAUUAGAACUACAUUGUUAACCAUUACAUCAUCUAUUCAUACUCCCAUAUAGUAACCGCUGCUCAAUUUUUUGAAACAUUUUUCCAUAUGCAAGAUGAAUGGUCGGGUUAAAUAUCAUAUUUUAGCCGUAUUCAAGAGUCCGAUUGAAAAGAGAACAAAAAAGUCUAUGGUACUGUCAGUCUAUAUGUGUCAACAAUGUCAUGUCAUUGUCAUUUUCUGUUUGUGAUUUCCUUUUGCUUUGCUAUUUUUGCCAUUAAAAAUUUGUCACCUAUUUUAUAUUAAAUUUUCGUAAGGUCUGGGUUUAGGUCACCAUUUACCUAGUAUUAAAUAGUUGGAAUAUAUUAUUUUAUGUUUAUAUACUAAAUGAGUAACAGAGAUGAACAAAAACUACGAAAGAUGUACACAUUGUAAUCGUCGUAAAUGGCUUACAACAGGAUGCCUACGGAAAUGGAUAAAACCAAUGGAAUGUAAACAUUUUCAACGAACUAUUGAUAACAAACGAGAUUUCUCGAAUACAGAAAUUAAUUGUGUAUUUCUACCUGAACGCAAGCCUCCUAUGAAUACAAAUAAAUUUGUAAAAUUCUGGAAAAACAAAUUGUUUAUUACUGGCAGUGUCAGAUCUCUACAAAGAUAUUUUGGAAACAAAACUGGUGGUGAACAUAUUUGUAAUUUUAAUAAUAAAAAUAAUUAUCCUUCAUCAAUAACAGACAAAUAUUUAGGAUCUCAUAACAACUGUGAAAAUAAAAAAGAUUUGGAAGUGAGUAAACAGACAAUGAAAUGUCAACAUUCUGAGGGCCAUUCAGUCCUACGUGGUCAUCAUCAACAUGCUUCUGUGGAGACUUGUGCUAUAUAUUGCCAAUUAUCUAAACAUGGCUGGUAUUGGGGAGGAAUAACUUCAAGUGAGGCUGAAGAAUUAUUAGCUGGACAACAUGAUAAUGUUUUUCUUGUACGUGACUCAUUUGAUUCUCGUCAUAUACUAUGUGUAUCAUUCCGGUGUGUAGGACGCACUCUGCAUGCUCGCUUAAGACAUGCUAAUGGACUUUUCUCUUUGAACAAUGAGACUUUUGUACCGGCAAAUAGGAUAUCUGAGCAUUGUGCUGCUGUGGAUGUGAGAUCAAACUUAUUUGAGAUGCCAGUCAAAUUGGCUAGACCUUUAAACAGAUUUGCGAGAUUGGACUCUCUACAAAUGAUCUGUCGAUUUGUUAUACGUCAAACAGUCUCAGCAAGUGUGUGGGAAAAGUUGCCUUUACCACCAAACUUAAUAUUAUAUGUAUCUCUGGGCAGUGAUUACAUAGUCCCCUCAUAGCCAAUACAUAUUGUAACACUGUGCCUUCAGAGUCAAACCACUCCUUAAUAUAAGCCUACUUACAUGUAAUGGACUGUGUCAUUUAUUAUGACUAUUAUUAUGUAGAAAGUGUUCAUAAAUUUUAUACAAAAUAUUUUAAUAAUAAAAAUUAAUUCAUAUUGCA